AUGGUGAUUCAAGUGUGGGAGGACGCCGUUCCAUUUUAUGUCAAUGGGGCACGACCGAUUCCGUUUCGUGACCGUGCAGAUGUGAAAAAUCUGUUGGAUAAUCUAGUUACUAAAAAAGUGAUUGUGCCGGUCAGCGAACCAUCGGAGUGGGCAGCUCCAUUAGUAGUGAUCCGUGGUGCAAACGGGAAAAUCAGGUUAUGUGUUGCUCACACGUGGCUGAACAAGUUCGUCCUUCGGCCAACGCACCCAACCCGCACGCCACGAGAUGCAGUGGCGGAAAUCGAUAGUGAGUGUCGCUUCUUCACCAGUUUCGACGCCGUGAAUGGAUAUUAUCAGAUCCCGUUUCAUCCAUCCAGCCAACACCUGACAACAUUCAUGACGCCAUGGGGGCGCUACAAAUUUCUACGCGCGUCCAUGGGACUAUGUAGUUCAGGAGACGAAUAUAACCGUCGAGCAGACGCCGCCUUCGCAUCCAUGACGAAUACAGUUCGCGUGGUGGAUGAUUUACUGCGACUUGACCGUUCAUUUCCCACCCACGUCACGGGAGUAUGCGCCAUUUUGCAGGCCGCCCGCGUAGCCAGGAUCACGUUCAGCAGAGAAAAAUUCCGGUUUGCCAAAUCCCGACUUUGUUGGGUCGGGUAUGACAUCCAGCAUGGCGGUAUCACCAUCGAGGAGGAUAAACUGCGAGCGUUGUCACAGUUUCAGCGUCCAACCAACAUCUCGGAGCUCCGGUCAAUUAUGGGCUUAGUGGAGCAAUUGGCCGGAUUCUCCACGGAGGUGGCGGCAGCAAAAGCUCCUCUUCGCCCUCUGCUCAGUACCCGUAAUCCAUAUGUAUGGAACGCAGACCAUGAUCAAGCUUUUGAAGCAGUAAAAGUGGCCCUCACAUCACCAUCAGUAUUAGUUCAUUUUGAUCCAGGACGCGAAACUAUCAUCCAGGUCGACGCAUCCCGAAAAAAUGGCAUGGGGUAUGCGUUAUUGCAGCGCCACGGCGAUUCAUGGAGGUUUUUGGACGCUAACUCACGGUGGUGCAUGGACACGGAGUCCAGAUAUGCUAUCGUAGAGCUUGAACUAGCAGCCGUGGGGUGGGCCACCCGGAAGUGCCGUUUAUAUUUAUCCGGCCUCCCAAAUUUUACAUUAAUGGUGGACCAUCAGGCGUUGGUAUCCAUUUUAGACAAGUAUACUCUCGAAGCCAUUGACAACCCGAAAAUUCAACGCCUCAAGGAGCGAUUAUCACCUUAUUCAUUCACGACGGUGUGGCGAAAGGGAAAAGAUCACGCAAUACCGGACGCGCUAUCACGCGCUCCGGUAAACGACCCGGUAGCACAGGACCAAUGCAUUGGAACGGAGCUGGCAUUUACGGUAUGCAAAGUAGCCAUUCAGAGCGUCAAUAACAUCCUCAACCUUGCAGAUGACGCAGCUUCAACACCACAUCUACCAGACACGCUGAUGGAGGAGUUACAGACAGCGCCUGCAGCAGAUCCCCAUUAUGCUGAUUUAAUUGUGGCAAUUGAGACCGGAUUUCCGGCCAACCGAACACACACUCCAACGCAUGUCCGACAAUAUUGGUCCAUCCGAGAGCAGUUAUCGACAGACGGCGGCAUCGUGUUAUACGGAUCACGUAUCGUGAUUCCAUCCGCUUCGCGCCGUGGCAUUCUGGCAAAAUUGCAUGCAUCUCAUCAAGGGAUUGUGAGGACCAAACGUCGAGCGCAACAGACGGUGUAUUGGCCAGGUAUCUCCAAUGAUAUCAUAAUGCUGGUGGAACGGUGCGACAUCUGCCAGGAACGAUUGGCAAUCCAAGCUCAAGAACCAUUAUUGGCGGACCCAUUGCCGUCAUACGUGUUCGAAGAUGUAUCGGCAGACUUAUUCCAACACGGAUCGUUACACGUGUUGGUUUAUGCUGAUCGAUUGUCAGGAUGGCCGGUGGUGCAUCAGUGGCGCCAUGACCCUACGGCCCGGGAGGUGGUGCAGGCCGUCAUCAACAAUUUUGUGGAGUUAGGCGUGCCGAUGCGACUUCGGUCGGAUAACGGCCCGCAGUUCGAAGCGGGCGUUUUUCAAGCGACCCUAAAGCGCUGGGGUGUUUCAUGGGGUAAUUCAACUACCCAUUACCCCCAAAGCAACGGGCACGCGGAAGCAGCUGUAAAAACGGUGAAAGAGCUGGUACUGAAGCUAGCCCCGUCGGGGGAUUUAUCGUCGGAAGAGUUCCUUGCUGGCCUGCUGGAAUUUCGAAACACCCUGCAUGCAACUGGAUUAUCACCGGCUCAAAUAGUAUUUGGCCAUCAGCUGCGAUCUAUGGUGCCCGCCCAUCGAUCCUCCUAUUCCAAUCAAUGGAAAGACGUCAUGGAUGCGCGAGAGCGUCAGGCGGAAGCAGAUGCAAACACAAAAUUCCGCUACGACCUACGAUCACGCCCACUGCCAUCGUUACCGGUCGGUGCACCAGUACGCGUCCAAGAUCCGAAAACGAAAUUAUGGAGCCAUAGCGGAGUGAUCGUCGAGGUCGGAGAAUACCGGUCCUAUCGGAUCAAGUUUGCAGCGGCAGUGUGCUUUGGCGUAACAGGUGGUUCAUCCGCUUGGUGGUUCCGGCAGCGACCGAGAGCGGGAGCAGCGAAGAAUCCACGUCACCAACAGCAGAAGCGCACGAUACGAAGGCAGAUGCGGAGAUGCCAGGGAAAGAGCAACCCCAGUUGGACCCCCCUCCAGUAG
This is a messenger RNA of Daphnia magna, 2700 nucleotides long. RefSeq lists its product as uncharacterized. Lineage: Eukaryota; Metazoa; Arthropoda; Branchiopoda; Diplostraca; Daphniidae. The coding region runs from base 1 to 2700 and encodes 899 amino acids. The record is from RefSeq and is a predicted model, not a curated record. Gene Ontology annotation, molecular function: nucleic acid binding. Gene Ontology annotation, biological process: DNA integration. The transcript has a single exon.